Drosophila hydei is the source of this 2164-nucleotide messenger RNA. RefSeq names its product solute carrier organic anion transporter family member 74D-like. Gene Ontology annotation, cellular component: membrane. Lineage: Eukaryota; Metazoa; Arthropoda; Insecta; Diptera; Drosophilidae. The record is from RefSeq and is a predicted model, not a curated record. Gene Ontology annotation, biological process: sodium-independent organic anion transport; transmembrane transport. Gene Ontology annotation, molecular function: protein binding. Bases 46 to 2091 code for a protein of 681 amino acids. The transcript has 6 exons.
UUUGCAAUUAGUCGAGCUGCAAGUUUUGAUGGAGUCGGUUCAAAAAUGAGUCUCGAAAAGAAACCAGAGCAACCAGAAGAGCAUCCUUUUCUGGAGAACGAUAAGCAGAGCAAUGGCAAAGUACGGAAAGAAAAACCUCAUAAGGAUAUCAGAUGUGGAUUUUGGAUAUUCAAAGGAUCGCUGCUACAGCGUUUGGCAACGGAAAAGUCUUUUGUUUUAAUUUAUGGCAUCGGUGGCUGUCUUCUAUCCAUGUCCUUGGCGUAUUUCAAUGCCAUAGUCACGACACUGGAGAAGCGCUAUAAGAUCCCAACCAAAACAUCUGGCCUUAUUAUAGUUGGCAAUGAUGUCAGCAUGAUGAUCACAUCUGUGCUGGCUGGCUAUUUUAUACACAAAGGACAUCGCGCACGCUGGAUAGCGUUAGGAUUUUUUACAAUUUUCAUUUUCUGUGUGCUCACUUGCUCCUUGCACUUCGCCUAUGGCGCUGGCGAGGAUGCCUUAAAGCUCACACGUGAGUUUGGCGAUUUUAAGGAUAUUAGCGAAUACACAGCAAAUGCGCACAAGGAUCAUAAGCUAUGCUUGUCCACGGAAUCGGGCUGUACACAGAGCGAUGGUACCUGGGUGCCGCCGCUUGUUCUAUUUGUGGCUCAGUUUAUUGCAGGCAUUGGCAUAUCUUUAUUCUGGAUUGUGGGCGUCUCAUAUAUGGAUGAUAACACAGAGAAAGCGAAUACGCCAGCAUUGUUGAGCAUUUCCGCUUUUCUGCGCAUGCUGGGUCCAGCUCUUGGCUACUCCUUGGCCUCCGUGUGUCUGCGUUGGUAUAUAGAACCGCAUUUGGAGCCACUGAUUAAGCCUGGUGAUCCUCGUUGGCUGGGCGCCUGGUGGGUUGGCUGGCUCAUUCUAGCCGUCGUCACGUUUAUAAUCACCAUCAUGAUGUUUAUGUUUCCCAAGGAGCUGCCCAGCUCGAAUGCAAGACGCCUUCAACUAGAAGAAGCUGGCAUACAAAAUCCCAAGCAGCACAGGGAUCUCUCCAUCAGCGACAUGAUGCGUUCCAUCAAGCGCUUGAUGGUCAACAAAGUGUUUAUGUACAAUUCAUUCGCCUCCAGUUUCUACUUCUUUGGCUAUUUGGCCUACUGGAUCUAUACGCCAAAAUAUAUUGAGACACAAUAUAGACAGUCGGCAUCCAUGGCCAGCAUGGCAACAGGCACCAUUGCCUUGGCUUUCUCAGCUGCGGGCGUACUGCUCUCUGGAUAUGUUGUGUCCAAGUAUAAGCCCAGUGCCAGAGCCAUGGCUGCCUGGAAUGGCAUUGUCGACUUCAUGACUGUCGCUGGUAUUUUGUGUUACGUUGUAAUUGGCUGCAAAGGCAGCGAUCAAUUGAGCUCCAUGACAUCAGUCAGUGGCAGCUGCGGCGUCUCCUGUCACUGCGAAUAUGUGCACUAUGCUCCCAUCUGCAGUCCAGAUAAUCUUACAUAUAUAUCCGCGUGCCAUGCUGGCUGCACGGAUACAGCAAAGGAUCAAUUCGGCCGCACUCUCUACACAGGCUGUGAGUGCAUAAAUCCAAAGAAUACAACAGCUGGAACUGAGUUACAGUACGCAGUAGAUGGGGCCUGUCCUGUGGACUGCACGAAGCAGUUCCUGAUCUUCCUCGUUGUGAUGUGCGUGCUUAAGCUCGUUGGGGCCAGCAGCAAGUCCACAAAUUUGCUGAUAGCCUUGCGCUGCAUACAGCCGGAGGACAAGAGCUUUGCUCUAGGUCUGGGCGGCUUGAUCAGUUCUCUAACUGCCUUUGUGCCCAGUCCCAUUUUCUUUGGUUGGCUUCUGGACAAAUAUUGCUUGGUGUGGGGCAAGACGUGCAGCAACAAAGGCAACUGCUGGCUCUACGACACGGAGGCCUUAAGAUACGCCUUCAACUUGACUGCAGCGUUCUUCAUAUUCCUAGGCGGCCUCUUGAAUAUUGGAGUUUUUCGUAAUGCUCACGAUUUGCUCAUUUUCGAUGAGGAGCAAAAUGAAAUGGAUGAAGCAGAUAACAAACUCGAUAAAUUAAACUCGGAUACUAAAGACAAAGAGGCGGCAGCAACAAAAGAUAUAGAAAAGUCUUAGGAAUAUUAAAAUGUGGAUUAACUCUGUGAGUCUUCAAAAAAUAAUUGUAAAUGUUACAUUUAUAGAAAAUAAA